Molecule: messenger RNA, 1040 nt
Organism: Aspergillus steynii IBT 23096
Lineage: Eukaryota; Fungi; Ascomycota; Eurotiomycetes; Eurotiales; Aspergillaceae
Exons: 2
Coding region: 246-542 (98 amino acids)
Biological process (GO): mitochondrial respiratory chain complex IV assembly
Cellular component (GO): mitochondrial inner membrane; mitochondrion
Source: RefSeq, a predicted model, not a curated record
CUUCGGGAUUCUAGAAUUAAGCGUCGGUCUACAAACAGUCUCAUCGACAGACUCGGUCUAUAAAUUACCUGCCGGUCCUUUCAUCUCCAUUGCCAUACCGGGCUUGCUCUCCCUCAACGCAAUAAGAGGCGUCGUCUACGGAAUAUCGGGUCCCGAUCGCAGAAAUCCCGCGCACAUCAUCCCACCUUUCGCCUCCAUAUCUACCUACCUACCUACUCCGUAGCCACCACCACCAACCACACACAAUGUCCUCCAUCCUCCGCAGACUCCAAGGGGGAAACCUCGAAGUCUUCAAGUUCGGCAUGUAUAUUAUCUUCCCCAUCGGAUGGAUGUACUAUUUUGGAACGAACCUGGACGAACGUUUCACCGUCCCCGGCUUCUGGCCUACCACCGAACAAUCGCACAAGAUCCCUCUGGAGAGGGAGGAGAUCGACGCUGAGCUAUCGCGCAUGCGAACGGUCGACGCGGUGAAACGCCAGAGACGGCAAGCACAGGCGCAGGCCGAGGCACAGGCUGCUGCUAAUGCGCAGAACUCGGAAUGAAUGCCCCCAACAAAUGGUAGAUGUGGGUUAAGUUGGCUUCUGUGUGUGUUACGGCACAGGUUUGGAUUUGGCUACCCACAUGUCUGUGAAUGGCCGGCGGAGGAUUCGUUGGGAACAACGGUUACGCAGAUUGAGAAGGAAUUCGAAAGGGAAUUUUCGAGGGUUACUCUGCGGGGUCCAGAGUAACUCCAUCUGUGCAACAUGCGGUGAAAAGUUGGUCAGGAUUGGCUUCCUGUUUUGCGGUGGCUUCAUAUGUACGACCUUUUUGAUUGUUUUAUGUACAACACUCUUCUCUGAGCAUGGCAGGAGUUGACGGGUUGAUUUGGUUUUCUUCAGGAUUAGGUAAAUUACAUGUAUAUUUAUUUUCAUACUAGUGAAUAUGUACCGACAUAUCUUAUGUUCAAACGACACAAUCUGCCCCGACUCGGCUCCUUUACUGGUUGUCAAAAGGGGCACCGGUGAGUUUCCGCCAUCCGACAGCUUCCGUGACACAAGCAC